Molecule: messenger RNA, 1809 nt
Organism: Encephalitozoon cuniculi GB-M1
Lineage: Eukaryota; Fungi; Microsporidia; Unikaryonidae
Exons: 1
Coding region: 1-1809 (602 amino acids)
Source: RefSeq, marked provisional
AUGGGAAUGUGGUUGGUAUGGAUAUUUGCUCUGGAUAAUAUAUUGUGUGCCUCGAAGGAAGAAGAGAAGAAAUGUGAACUACCUCGCAGGUUAGGCGAAAUGAACAUAAAAGAGAUAACAGAAAAGGUGGAGAUUGAUGGUCUGGAUACAAAGAUAAUAAUUCCAUUUAUUUUCCAUGAUGCAAAACCUGUGGUAUCGCCAAUUACAAGAUAUCGGGACAUAAGUCAGGAAGAAAGAAGAUAUGUUGAAGAGAUUAUUAAAGGCCUUCCAAAAUUGGUGUGGGACUCGAUGGUGUGGAUAUAUGUCCCAGGGUAUACUUGGUGGAUUAAGAGUUUGAUGGAUAACGUCUUCAAUGCAACUUCUUUCGAGGGUUUUAAUCCUGUUGAUUUGUACAAGAAGGCCAAGGGAAAAUCUGAAAUAAGAUUUGCGGACUUAGUGAUGAGCAUAUUCAGGUUUAACGGCAGGAUAGUGAAUAGGUUCGGGCAAAGACUUGUUCGUGAAGUGGAGGUUAAGAUAAAGGAGAUGUCGAAUGAAAUGCCUUCUUCAGAAAAGAAGGAGAAGGAGGAAAGGUUGAAUCAAAUCCUAGAGUAUGGUAAAAAAUUGUGCACUAGGGAAAAACAGGAGGAGAUGCUUAAGGCACAGAAAAUAGUGUGUGAUGCAUGCGUAUAUCUUUGGGAAAAGGGAUCAGAAGAUAGGGUAGCUAUUACUAUAAUGGUAUAUCUAAGAAACUUGGAAGUGCAAAUGAUAAGAUCAAGUAUGAAGAAGGUGAAGGUAGGAGAACCAUUAACGUUCUAUAUGAACCACGAGGUAUUGAUAAGUGCAUAUAAGGAAUAUAAGAUAGGUGUUGCAGGAGAAUUAGUCAAGCAAGUACUCAAAAACGAUAAGGAUAUUGAUUCAGAGAGUGUUAAUAGAGUAGUGUGUUCUAUUAGGGAGAGAGAAGAGGAUGAAAGAAAAAGAGCAGAAGCUGAGAGCGCUAGGAAUAGAGAAGAAUUGUUGAGAAUGGAAGAGAGGGAGAAGGGUAAAGAGAAGGGCUCUAAAGGAAAAGGCAGGAAGAAGAGAGGUAAGAAGGGUGCAGGAGAGGCUAAGGAGGAGAGUAAGGAAGAGGACAGAGGGGGAGAAGAGGAGGAGAGUGUAGAGGCAGAUGUUCCGGUAGAAGAGAUGGCGGUUGGGGGUGCCCGGCCCAAGAAGAAGAGUCCGAAAGAAGAGAGUAAAGGCGAGGAACGUUGUUAUAAGGUGCACAAGAGGGUUCUCCGGUGGAUGAAAAGUGCUGAAAGGAUUAAGUAUGAGCUGGAUAACGGAGAGGAAGAGAAGUGGAGAGGCAGGAGUAUUGAGGAGAUUGAGGAGCAGAAGGCACUACAUGACAUUAUAGAAGUGCUGAAGCUCCUCAGAAGCAAGGAGUGUGACAAGUUCUUUGUCCGGACUGGCAAGUACAUGAAGGGUGGGAGUGAGAGAUGGAAUAUGGUGGGAGUUGGGAUACUUGAGGAGGGAGGGAAGAAGAGAGUGGGAAAUGUAGAGGUUGGCCUUUUUGAGGGCAAGGGAGGGGAGAAUAUAAUCUACCAUCUGAUGUUCAAGCCCACAGACUUUGAAGAGGAAGGAGAAGGAGCAAGGCCAUCGUUUGGAAGGUGUGAUGGUGUGGAUGCGAUAGAGGAAGGGAGAAUCUCCGACAUGUCUGGGUUUCAGUAUCCUCCGGGCGUCCGAUCUGAAAUAACGAGUAGUGGGAGUGAGUUCAGGAUAGUGUGGAAGAAUCAGAGGGAUACCAGCUUGGUUCUCCGGAGUCUUACUGUUCUGCGGAUUCCUGAGAUCCGGUGA